Messenger RNA from Aspergillus steynii IBT 23096, 1581 nucleotides. RefSeq names its product cytochrome P450. Bases 1 to 1581 code for a protein of 526 amino acids. The record is from RefSeq and is a predicted model, not a curated record. NCBI's taxonomy places the organism in Eukaryota, Fungi, Ascomycota, Eurotiomycetes, Eurotiales, Aspergillaceae. Gene Ontology annotation, molecular function: monooxygenase activity; heme binding; oxidoreductase activity, acting on paired donors, with incorporation or reduction of molecular oxygen. The transcript is spliced from 3 exons.
AUGUUAAAAGUCCAAGCCCUCCUUCAAGAUGUGCAGAUCCGUGUGGAUGGCCAAUUGCUUCCACUGAUAGGAUGUGCGACCCUGGUUCUCGCUCUCGUUCCUGUCCUAUAUAUCGCCUUAGAGCAGGAUAUUGGUAUUCCAUUGGUGAGGGAUACAGGUAAAAAGCGAUUUCAGCUGUCCACCUUUAUUGCCUACUUCUUCCACGCAGACGACGUGCUGCGAGAGGCCUAUGACACCUACUUGAAGCAUGGUCGAAUAUGCAGAAUUCCGGACAAGAGCUUCGGAACGAUGAUCGUAUUGCCAAACUGCCACAUGAGGUGGAUGCUGUCGCAGCCGCAAAGCGCUCUCGAUACUCGCGAAGCGAUUGUAGACAUCGUUCAGGCUCGGUGGACAGUCGGUCAUGAAAGGUACUUCACGGAUGAGUGGCAUCCAGGACUUCUCAGGCGUUCGACCCGCUCUUUCAUGGAGACGGAGAUCCCCAAUUUCCAAGAGGAGCUGGAACUUAGCUUGUCCAGUAUUCUGGGCAAAGAUGAGACUAAUUGGAAGGAAGUCAACCUGGCGAAGGCUGUGAAGCUUAUCCUUAUCCGAUCAACUUCUCGAUAUAUCGUCGGGUCACCGCUCUGCGGCGACGAUAAAUUUAUUAAAUGGACCUUAAUAUUCAUGGAGGUGAUUACUCCAGUUGGAGAGAUCCUGCGGCCUAUGCCCCAGAUAUUCGUUCAGAUAAUCGGUCGAGUUCUGGCUAUUCCGCGGAGCAUGGUCAUCGGCAAAUUAAAGGGCCUACUGCAGUCCACGUACGAUGAACGGCUCAAUGGACUUAAGAAUGGCCAAAAACCAGAAGAUGGACCAAAGGACUUUCUCCAACACUUGAUGCGGCAGCUCUACGAGGCCAAAAGCCCCGAUCUAAACCUCCAUUUUGUCACCACUCACAUCGUGAUCUUCCUGAUGGCUGCCAGCGUACAGCUCUAUAUGUUGACUCCACACAUUAUAUUCGACAUGCUCGCAUCGGACCACGAAUACGGAACCAUGUCGCAGGUCCAGGAAGAGCUGAACGAGAACUUCGGCCCAGCCAAGAAAAAUGAGCCUCGAUGGACCAGAAACGACGCAUCCAAGCUAAUUAAGCUGGACAGCAUCCUCCGCGAGUCUCUACGCCUCAACCCCCUAUUGAGCAACAGCAUGUCGCGCAAAGUCAUGGUCUCCGGUCUCCAGACACCAGACGGUUAUACCCUACCCAAGGGCUCGACCGUCGCUCUUCUAGCGAGAACAGUCCAGAAAGAUCCUGACAUCUACCCCGAGCCCGAGAAAUUUGUGCCGUUUCGAUUCGCCGGGCCGGACGGGAAGAGGCUAGGGGUCACAUCGUCGGAGUUCUUGGCUUUUGGACACGCGCAGUAUGGCUGCCCGGGUCGCUUUCUUGUGGCUGUAGAGUUGAAAAUGCUGCUUGCGUAUCUGUUCAGGCAUUAUGAGGUCGAGUUGCCAGCAGAGUAUGACGGCAAACGACCGCCGGCUAUGUGGAUUACGGAUAUGAAGAUUCCGCCGCAAAACGGGAAGAUUAGACUCAGGAAAAAGCCACUCAGUGAGAUAUGA